Heterostelium album PN500 is the source of this 2193-nucleotide messenger RNA. RefSeq names its product carbohydrate-binding domain-containing protein. Gene Ontology annotation, cellular component: cytosol; nucleus. Gene Ontology annotation, molecular function: starch binding; cysteine-type deubiquitinase activity; cysteine-type endopeptidase activity. The record is from RefSeq and is a predicted model, not a curated record. NCBI's taxonomy places the organism in Eukaryota, Evosea, Eumycetozoa, Acytosteliales, Acytosteliaceae. Bases 1 to 2193 code for a protein of 730 amino acids. Gene Ontology annotation, biological process: protein deubiquitination. The transcript has 5 exons.
AUGAACUGGAAUACAACCCGUCGGAAUCGAUAUAGAAUACUGAGAAACUCAAGAAGUAAAUACUUUUCAAUUCUCUUUCUCUCUACUCUUCAAAUUGAAAAUAUGAAGAAAAGAAUAAUUAUAAAGUUUUAUGUACAGAAAAAAGUUGAAUAUGGACAGUAUCUAAAGAUUGCAGGAUCGGUGCCAGGCCUGGGAUAUUGGAAUCCCGAGGUCGGCAUUGAGAUGAAGUGGACUGAAGGCGACUGGUGGAUUGGCGAGUAUCACUGUGAAGGACUACCAAGCUCGCUGCCAAAGAAUCAAUUCCGUUUGGAACCGUCGUUCGGUUUGAUGCGUAGUAACAGCAAUCAAGACAACGGUAUAGCUGCGGACAGCAACGACAAUGACAACGAUGACUCUGAUAACGAUAGUGCUAGUUCGACACCGACAAGCAGUAGUGCAGCGUCGUCGUCGUCAUCGUCAUUCCAUCUCAAUAGUAAUCAAUCACUCUCACCCAUCCUCAAGGGAGUGUCUCCGCAGUACAUCGACAUCGAGUACAAAUACAUUCUCUAUGGAAACUACCAGACCAACUGGGAAUCCGAUCGUAAUCAUAAAGUUUCGUUCAUGCUCUGGUCCGAUCCCAACAGUCAUUCGUCGUCGUCCGACGACAUCUUCAUUGAGAUUCGCGAUGAGUGGAAUGGCGGCAACGGAGUGUGUCCAACGCUCGACUUCCAGUCGAAUCAGCCGAUACUUCCAAUGUUGGAUCAACAACUGCAACUCAAUAACUAUCAACAACAACAGCUACAAUCGACAUUGACAUUCAAUUCCUAUUCCUACUCGUCAUCACCCGGUGGCAGUAGUACCGCCAGCAGCAGUCGACUCAAUAGCAACAAUCAAUAUAUGAUGUGUGAGCGAGAGUAUUGUUUCUUGCAUCCACUGGAUCCCCAUCCACUUCCUAUCUAUCCAGCACAGAUAUGUACAUUCAUUGUCACCGACGAGGGAAAUACCGAUUGUCAUUCGAUCCUGUUGGUCAGCCAGUUCUUUGGAUCGGAUCUACAGAAUUCAAUACAGAUGAUUCCAAUCGCUCAGGUUGGAAUACCUUAUACCUUGUGGAUUGGACAACUAUACGCACCGCAACCCAUCAAAUUCGAAUACAAAUAUGUCAUCAUGAGCAACAAUAACUCGGGUAUCUACUGGGAGAAAGGCACACGUAUAUUCUCAUCAUCUACACAAGGACCGCGACUGUUGAUCAACAACGACGGUCCACUUCGUGUCUCCGAUGCAUCUGCCUCUUGGGUACGAACAGGUCUAGUAGGUCUAGCCGAAUCCGACAACAAUUGUUCACUUUUAUCUGUUGUUCAAUUAUUAUAUCAUAUAUCACCAUUAAAACAAGUACUUUUAAAACUUAGAGGUAGAAUUGGAUUUCCAUUUACACAAUGUCUUGCUAAUAUAUUUACAACAAUGGAAAUGGGUUCGCAGACAACAGAGUUGAAUCCACUACAAACUAUGAUCGGUCAUUGUUCAGACUCUGCAGAGAUUCUUAACAUCAUUUUAUGUUCUUUAAUUGAAGAGAUAUCUAGAAUUUCGAAAAUAACAAAUUAUGAACAAAACAUAUGUAUAAAUCAAAUAUUUGAAGGUGAUUUAUCACAGACAUCGGUGAUUUUAGAUAAACAGGGAAAUAUCGAGUCGGUAAAGACACACAAUGAAAAGUUUGUAAAUAUAAUACUACCGGUCAAAGGUUUCAUUUCUUUGGAGGAAUCGUUGAAGGUCUAUCAGCACAAUAUCGAGGUGUUUGGCAAUAAUACUUUUGAGACUAUCAUCACGUUUGAGAAUAUGCCCGAUAUCUUUAUCAUACAGCUUGACCGAACCGACUACCAACCAGAGCACCACCGCACCGUCAAGGUAUGUGACCGUUUCACCUUCCCAAAGAAAUUCAUCCCAGUCAACCAAACAAAGUACCGCAUCAAGGGUAUCUUGUGUCACACCGGCUCGACACAGGAAUCCUACGACAACGGUCAUUUCUAUCUUUACAUCCGACGACGUAAACAAUGGUUUAAAUGUGAUGGUUCCAAUAUUUCCUAUACUUCACAGAAAGAGGCUUAUCACGAUAGUUUCGGUGGUAACACUGAUAAACAAGCUUAUUUAUUAAUAUAUGAAAAAGCAGAUGGUCAUUAUCAUAAUAGUCAUAAUAAUGAGGAAACUGCAAAUUCAUCUUAA